Molecule: messenger RNA, 3474 nt
Organism: Drosophila persimilis
Lineage: Eukaryota; Metazoa; Arthropoda; Insecta; Diptera; Drosophilidae
Gene: dysc
Product: whirlin
Exons: 18
Coding region: 367-3474 (1035 amino acids)
Cellular component (GO): cilium; stereocilium tip; plasma membrane
Molecular function (GO): protein binding
Source: RefSeq, a predicted model, not a curated record
AGAAGAAGAAGAAGAUUCAGCAGAAACAGUGCUGGAGAGAGUGAGAGAGGAACAGUGAGUGAAAACAAGGAACACAUCCGCAGUGCAAAGGGAAAACUUUUUGCAUGCCACAAGCAGCAGCAGGAACGGCAGCGGCAGCAGCAGUAGCAGCAGCUGACUGUUGCAGAAAGCCUGACAGCGGGACGGCUGCAGCAGGACCCGGACAACACUGUUGCGGACAGGACACGCGUCCGGUCCUGUCAUAAUCAGUUCAAUAGAAGCCUCUAGCAAACAGCGGCUCAGCGGAUACGUCGGACACACCCGAACAAGCGCAGCAAGAGGCAACUUUAAUGUAUCCUUAGAAUUCCAGACAGCUCCAGCAGUGUAAUGCGCCUUGGGGGAAGUGGCAUACCAUACGACGGCGACCCCCUGACAAUGAGCGCAGCUGGCAACGAUUAUGCCGAACUAUGCGAUCUUGGACCCUCACGUUGGAGUGCACGAGCCUACGGAUACCAUGGCGGAGCAGCGUCGGGACUUGGCCUUGGCGGCCCCAGUGGCGGGGGCGGCGGCGGCAUCGGCGGACUGGCCGGGCUCAUUUCGGGCGCCACCCAAUCAUCAUCCAGCGUGCCGACUGGCGGCUCGCAAGGACUCAGUGCCCACCAUAUGCGGAGCAGUGCGGGUGCUCCUAGCAGCUACGAGGCCGAGGACAUCGGCUUGGCCUUCGGCAUGAUCAGUCCACCGCCCGGCAGCGGCGGCCCCUACGGGGGCUCGGGGGCAACGGGCAUGGGCGGCGGGUCGCGUGUGGGGAAUAGCACGAGCUCGCUGCGCGCCGGUGGCGGAGCUGUGGGCGGAGGCCGCUCGGGGCUCUACUACUCCCCGCCCGGCACCUCGUACACAAUCGUGGAGCGACCCCACUCGCCCCACUACUACUUCAACUCGGCGGGGGUGCCCACCAAGGGGGGCUCGCUGCCGGGACGCGGCUCCGCGUACCUCAGCUCCUCACCCGCCAGCCACAUGGCCGCCGGCACGGCGGGCACCCUGCCCACCUCGACGGCGGCCAGCGGGCGGUCGGCCAUGGGCAACGGCAACAAGAAGCGCCCCAUAUCGCCGGAGCAGGUGCUCCGCAUGUUCGGCGCCACCCAGUCGUCUUCAGUUCCUACGAGUAGCUAUCACUACAGCAAUGGCGGCACACGCGAUCGCACCGGACGACGCAGUCCGGCCAGCAGUCCGCCCUCGACGACGCAUCAGAUCUAUCGGGAUCGUGAGCGGGAAAGAGAUCGCAGUGUUCCGAACAUCCACGAACUAACGACGCGAACCGUUUCCAUGUCUCGGGAUCAGCAGAUCGAUCAUGGAUUCGGUAUCUGUGUCAAAGGAGGCAAAGACUCAGGCUUGGGCGUCUACAUCUCACGCAUCGAGGAGAAUUCGGUGGCCGAGCGCGCCGGACUGCGACCCGGUGAUACAAUCCUAGAGGUGAACGGCACCCCAUUCACCUCAAUCAAUCACGAGGAGGCGCUGAAGAGAUGUGUGCAGAUAUUGAAAUCGUCACGUCAAAUCAGUAUGACGGUGAGAGCCCCGCCCACGCUGAACUCGACGGCGCCGCUCCAUGGAUUCGGACCACCCUCCCGCGACCCCAUGUACGCGUCGAUGGCACCACCCCUGCAUCCACAGAAUCAAGCGGCGGCGGCCUCGGGACAGGGCCUGCCCUUCCGGCAGACCUGCUCCUGGAUGGAUCGGCACGGCAGGCCCGCCUCGCCGCCCAUGGAGUACGGGGGCCGACGGAGCGACCGGCGCGAUCGGAUACGUCGCGUGGAGCUGCUCAUAGAGCCGGGACAGUCCCUCGGCCUGAUGAUACGCGGCGGCGUGGAGUACGGCCUGGGGAUCUUUGUCACCGGCGUCGACAAGGACAGUGUGGCCGAUCGGUGUGGUCUGAUGAUCGGCGACGAGAUCCUCGAGGUCAACGGCCAAUCGUUUCUCGAUGUGACGCACGACGAGGCCGUUGGUCAGUUGAAAUACCACAAGCGCAUGUCGCUGGUGAUACGUGAUGUGGGCAAAGUGCCGCAUUCCUGUACCUCCAUCGAGAUGGAGCCCUGGGAUGCCUACAGUCCAACAGGCACAAGGGCACGCCGAAAAGGUCAGAUUGCGACCAUGGUGGAGGAGAAGGCCCGCUCUCUGCUGCCCCGUCAUCACUUUGCAAGCCUCUCCUACUAUAUUGCAGAGUAUAGUGGGAAAGCAAUGACCAUAGAUGCCUUUGUUGCCGUCUUACUAGAGAUGUUAGAUACGUACGAAAAGCACACGCUAGUGACGGAGAUCCGAGAACUCGUGUUCCCCGAGGAUCGCACGCGAUACGAUGAGCUCGUCUAUCGCCGGGAACGCGAUCCUUAUAGCGUGGACAGGCAUCGGCGUAAGGGAGACCCCGCCCGUGAUUUGCCGGUAACAGCUGACGAUUUGGAGAUUAUAGCCGCCACCGGACGUAGUCCCUCAUCGGACUCGGGACUGGGCAUGACCGUAACGGAUAUACACAAACGACCCGCAAUCCAGUUGCCAUAUCGGCCCAUGUCGGCGGGACCAAUACUGCAUCGCGCACAGCCAGCAUCACAUUAUCAGACAGCAAGUAACCAAUCUUCAUCAUCAUUAUCGCCACCACAGCAUCAGCAUCAGCAACAGCAACAUUAUCCACCUCAUCAUGCCUCAUUGCGUCAUCUGGGUGGCAUCAACAUCAACAGCAUCAGCAGCGGCAACGUGGGAUCUGUGCCUGUGCGUCAUCAUCAUCCUCACGAACAGUUGGGACCAAAUCAGUUGCAAUUCAAGCAAACCAAAGACAAUCAGCAACAGGAAUACGGCUGUGAUGAGCAUAGAACUAGAGCUCGCCGUGGAAGCGAAACCCUAUUACCGGAAUACGAACAAGAUACGGGCGGCUACUUAGAUGGACUACGUUCACAUUUGGGUGGUUUAACACAACGUGUCAAAUCAUGGUAUUGGGGACGACCUCUAGAGUUGGCCACAAAACUCUCAAGGAGUUUCGAUAUGAAGGAAGAAGGCGGCACAUUGCUGGGCGAUAAAGGUGUACGAAGGCAUCAGUCCAUGCAGCGUCUGUCCGCUGAGCAGAAUGGUGGUUCAACGACUGAACAAACACAUGAACACAAUCCAAACGUCGUACCUGAUCAUAGAGGCAACUUACACAUUACAGUUAAGAAAACCAAACCAAUUUUAGGUAUUGCUAUCGAAGGUGGUGCUAAUACAAAACACCCGCUCCCUAGGAUAAUCAAUAUCCAUGAAAACGGUGCAGCAUUUGAAGCGGGCGGCCUGGAGGUCGGGCAACUGAUACUGGAGGUAGAUGGAACAAAGGUUGAGGGUCUACAUCAUCAGGAGGUUGCUCGACUGAUAGCCGAGUGCUUUGCUAAUCGUGAAAAGGCUGAAAUAACCUUCUUAGUUGUCGAAGCAAAGAAAUCAAAUUUGGAACCGAAGCCAACAGCGUUGAUAUUUUUAGAAGCCUAA